This is a messenger RNA of Corvus hawaiiensis (hawaiian crow), 2391 nucleotides long. RefSeq names its product transmembrane protein 139 (gene TMEM139). The record is from RefSeq and is a predicted model, not a curated record. Bases 318 to 1034 code for a protein of 238 amino acids. The transcript has 4 exons. NCBI's taxonomy places the organism in Eukaryota, Metazoa, Chordata, Aves, Passeriformes, Corvidae.
UCAAGAUUCCUUUGCUACGUGGGGAAAAACCCGGAAUUUUCAGGGCAGUUUCUCUCAUUGAAGUAAAGCAGACCAAACAGAUACGACACAGAAAUCUUCAUUGUUCUCCCUACCGAAAAACUCAGAAGAAGGAAGGGAGAGUUUUAACUGGUGUUCUAUUCUCGGGUCAGAACGGGAAGCAGCAGUGCACAUUUUUUCUUGUGAUGGGGAGAGAAGUUAAAACAUGACUGCUCGUACCUACCAAAACCUCUUUCUGAUGUCUGUCCCUUUAAGUGCCCAUCUGUUCUCAAGUGCCUGCUACCACCAUCCCUUCUGCCAUGUGGUUAGAGACACGCUGGAAGAACAUCCGCCAAACCUUGCUGCUUCUGUUCACUGCUGCUCUUCUCAUCGGGGUCACCAUGCUGGCCAUUUCCUCUAACAUCAACCCCGUAGGCUAUUUCUUCCUCGGGGUAGGGGGAGUGUGCCUGGUCGGCUAUUUGCUGAGUAUGUUUGUCGAGUGUUACCUGAGGAAUCAACACCAGCAUGACGCAAAUGAAAUACCUCCAAACAGGCAAAGCCAAGCAGGGGUGAACGCUGCCUACGAAGCGCCCACCUACGAGGAGGUGAUGACCAUGUCAGCUCCAGCAAUAUGGACAAUUACAUCGAACCCAGGCUCCGUGCCCUUGCCGCUGAGUGAGCCGCCCCCAUACAAUGUAGUUAUUGAAUCCUCUGCCCAACAGGAGAUGAUGGAGGAGGCUCUCCAGGGGCCACUGCCACCAGACACAAUGCACAUUCCUGAGACAGACACAGGCUCCAGGAUGCAGCUGCAGCUGGUGCUGCCUCCAAGACUGCAGCGGUUUGUUUCGGACAUCCAUGAGGAGAAAGAUAUUGAAGACAGGUUCGAACCAGUGGAGCCACUCACUCCACCACCUGCUUAUGAGAUUGCCAUCAGUGAUGAGGUCUUUGAAGAUGCUCACCAGCCCUCUGCAUUAGGAUUGAUUUCACCUUCUAUGCAUACAGAACCAAACCCUCACUCCAAUACAGGAUGCUCCUAGAGGGCAGGUAAAUGGCUGAGAUUGCUUUGCCUGAAAAUGCAAAUGUUUGUUUCACCAUUCUUUGAACCAGAGUUGAACUACAGACCCAGCUUCUGAUGUUACUAGAAUCUUUUUGCACGAAAUAUAAAUCAAUGCAAUACCACACUGCUUUGUCCUGGCAGAUACCUAAAACCUCUGUAAGGAAAGUUGUGUUAUAUAUGGCAGCAUUCUCAAACUGGAGAUGCACUUUUAUGGGAGAGGAGAAGUAAAUCAUGAGAAGAGAAAAGGUUGCCAAAAGACCUCUGAAGAAGGACUGUAGGAUGCAGCCAGAAGAAUCUGCCUGAAAAAGGCGAGGAAUAGAAACAACGCUAAGCAGGAUCUGCCUGUGCAUUGCAAACAGCAAUAUUGCUGAGUGCUGUGUGGUCAUCAGCCACCCUGAAAUCCCUACAGAGAGAACAAGCCUGCAGUCCUCGAGUUGCUGUUUUGCAGCAACACAAAUUUAUGGUCUAAGCUGUUUGUUACUGUCCCUCUGCCACACCUGCUCCACAUCCUCAACUGUGCUACAUGGGACUGUAACUGAGGGGAGAGUGGCUGACUGCAUCUGGAAGCUGGUACCACUUGAUACCUGUCACUUAGGGUUGAAAGGUUGAUAGUAUGCAUUAAAUGACUUUGGUUGUUCACGAAGAUCUCAUCCCACACAGCCAGUGGUGGACAAGAGGGAGAUAAGCUUUCCCCCUGCAAGAGAGGCCAGCAAUGGGAUACAUACACAUGUAAGCAUUCUCUGCCUGGACCACUAGCCUUCAUGGCUCUACAGCAGGGUGUAUGUCUCUGCUGUACUACAGAUGUACUCUAACACGAGACACUUUAUUGUCAUCAUGGCAAGCACUUGCACAGAAAGGCCAAAGCUCCUCCAGUUCUCUGUGGGCUCUGGAAAGGUCCAGUGUGUCUGCCGAGGUCACAGCUGCAGCACAGAGCACCUGAGGACAACAGUCCCAAGGCACAUUUGGCCUUCAUCAUGACGGUUCUAGGCUGUAGGCAGGUUCUAGCAGUCACUGAUCAGUGAUGCUGUGCCUUUUUAAAGGGUGAGCUAAACCGAUCAGCUCUGCAGUGUCAAAGUGGUCUCCAGCAUGAAAAGAGAUGCAUUUGCGUCUGGUGAAUGUCCAAAUUAAAAAAUAAAAAUGGUGGUCCGAGCCUCCUGUGAAGGAGAGCAGCAGUCAUCACAGCCUUGCUCACAUGACUGCAUCUUUAUUCAUAUGAGGAACCAUCAAACCAUAGGCUAGAGGCAAAUAAAUUAUUUCUUAUUGUUUGAUUCUUUAUAGUUCAAAGAAAAAAAAAGAUCUUUUAUGUUGUUUAUAAAUAAACAGGACUGCAUUAAAAA